UGCUCCUUCAUGACGUCAUCAGAGAGCGACCAGGAAGCAACCGGGAACAUGACAGUGGCAACAGAAUGAGAAGUGCAUGUGAGCCGAGGAGGAUGAGUGCAGGCUGUGCUGUGUGUGUGUGAACAGUGACUGAUCCUGGAGGGGCUGCUUUUACCAGUGUACGAGACCACGUUGGCACGUCAUUUCCUAGAGGAUGCUUCUGUUUUUCAUUGUUGGCUUGAUCGUCCACCUUAUCUUCUUUGCAUCUAUUUUUGACAUAUACUUUACGUCUCCGCUGGUCCAUGGCAUGACGCCACAGAAAACAUUGCUUCCACCUCCUGCAAAACGAUUAGUCCUAUUUGUGGCUGAUGGAUUGAGAGCUGACACUUUCUUUUUGUUGGAUGAACAUGGUCUUCCUAGAGCACCUUAUCUUAGAAAUAUAAUCCAAACAAAAGGAAGUUUUGGUGUUUCUCACACUCGGGUUCCUACAGAGUCCAGACCAGGACAUGUUGCACUCAUUGCUGGAUUUUAUGAAGAUGUCAGUGCAGUUGCAAAAGGCUGGAAGGAAAAUCCAGUUGAGUUUGAUUCUGUCUUCAACGAGAGUACCUACACUUGGAGCUGGGGUAGUCCAGAUAUCUUACCAAUGUUUGCCAAAGGUGCUAGUGGCGACCAUGUGUUUACAUACUGUUACUUGGCAGAAAGUGAGGAUUUUGCAUCUGCGGAUGCAGCCAAACUGGAUACGUGGGUUUUUGACCAUGUAAAGUUAUUUUUCAGGUCUGCUAAAAGCAAUGAAACACUGUUACAUAAACUCCAUAAAGAUAAAGUUGUUUUUUUCCUUCAUCUCCUUGGAUUGGAUACUAAUGGACACGCUCACAGACCAGGUUCACGCGAGUACAAAGACAAUGUGAAGAAAGUUGAUGAAGGAGUCAAAGAGAUGGUGACCCUGAUAGAAGACUUUUAUGAAAAUGAUGGUAAAACAGCUUUCAUCUUCACCUCUGACCAUGGCAUGACAGACUGGGGGUCCCACGGCGCUGGUCAUCCUUCUGAAACCUUGACACCUUUAGUUGCUUGGGGAGCUGGAGUACAUCAUCCAAGGGAAAAUCUUUUACAUGAUCCUGUUUCAACAGAAUGGAGUUUGGAGAGAUGGAAAAGACUUGAUGUCAACCAGGCAGACGUGGCUCCACUGAUGUCAGCUCUUAUCGGAAUCUCUUACCCGUUGAAUUCUGUGGGAAUUUUGCCUGUGGAGUAUAUUAACAGCAGCAAUCUCUUUAAAGCAGAGAGCAUGCUUACUAAUGCUCUUCAGAUUUUGGAGCAGUUCAAGGUGAAAAUGGCACAGAAAAAACAAACCACAUUGUCAUUUCUUUUUUCACCUUUUAGUUUGCUUUCAGAGUCGAAGCAACUUGACAUAAUGAGAAGUAUACGAUCUCGCAUCCAUGGAGGAAAUUACAAAGAAGCAGUGGAUCUUUGCAGAACUUUGAUUGACCUGUCUUUAGAAGGACUUACCUACUAUCAUACUUAUGACCGAUUCUUCCUUGGCAUAAGUGUUGUCAUAGGCUUUGCUGGCUGGAUUUUGUAUGUCAUUUUAAUAAUUAUAAAGACCAACACCAGUGUAAUCCAGGCUUCUUCAAAUUAUAAUGGGACACCAUCACAUCUUGUGAGGUUAGGAUUUGGUGCUCUUGGGUUGUCCACAGUACUUUUUCUGAUUAUUCAGUCAAGUCCAUGGAGUUAUUAUGUCUACUGUCUAUUGCCUAUCCCUAUCUGGUAUGCUGCUUCGGAAGAGUUAUGGAUUUACCAUCAACUCAGAAUUUAUCUAAUGAAUGUUUCACCACUUGGAAUCCUGGCAUUUCUUAUCAUGGUCAUCAUCGGAGUUGAAAUCCUGGUUCUAAGCUUCUUCUAUCGGUGGGUGCUUACAGUAGGUUUGGUGGGGUUUGCUUUGUGGCCAGUGCUGAUGAACUUAUGGAUUCAAGAAAAGAUAACAACUAUGAGUUGGGUUCUCUUGUGCUUGCUGCUGGCAUUGUUUCCCUUGAUGCCUGUUGUUGGAAGGGAGCCCAACAUUUCUCUGGUCACCUUUGCUGGAUUGCUGGCACUUCUCAUUUCCCUGGCUUCUCUUGUGUGGCUUUGGAAGAAAAGAAACAGAGCUGUUGAAAUAAGAAAUGUUAAAGUACACAUCUGUCAGAUGAUAUGUCUUGCAAUUUCCAUAUGUGUAGUCAGCACAACCCAUUCCAGCCUAGAUGCCAAACAAGGACUGCCGUUGCUGAACCAAAUUAUAAGUUGGUCAAUUUUAGCCUUCUCUUUAGUUGUACCACUACUUAGUGCCACAUUCCUGUUCCAGCGGCUCCUGAGUAUUUUUCUUUCAUUUAUGUCCUCCUAUGUUCUGCUUAGUACAGGGUAUGAAGCCUUUUUCCCCCUGGUGCUGUCAUGUUUAAUGUUUGUGUGGAUAUUUAUAGAGCAGGAAUCUCUAGUAAAGAACGGUCUUUCAUUAAAGCAAAAGUCUCAGUCAGAUUCACAGACUGGGAAGAAGCGUUACCCAGCAGGUGUGACAUCAUAUGAAGCCAUACAGAGGAGAACUUCCUCCCUCACUCUGCUACACACAGCCCAGAGCAGUUCACUGUGUGAGCUUAACUGUAUUGACUUCUCCUGCAGUCGCGAUAUUACUCAGUUUCGACAACUGAAUCUGGAUGACACUCGAAGAGCUUUCUUUUUGGUGUUCUUUAUAGUCACAGCUUUUUUCGGCACUGGAAAUAUAGCAUCAAUUAACAGUUUUGACCCAGCAUCUGUAUACUGCUUUCUUACUGUGUUUAACCCCUUUGUCAUGGGCGCUUUGAUGAUGUGGAAGAUUCUCAUCCCUUUCAUUUUGGUGAUGUGCUCUUUUGAAACGGUUCAGAUCUCAGCGCAGAUUUCCUCUAAAAGCUUGUUUCUCGUCGUUCUCGUGAUAUCGGACAUUAUGUCUCUGCACUUUUUCUUCCUGGUUAAAGAUUAUGGAAGCUGGUUAGACAUUGGAGCAAGUAUCAGUCACUAUGUCAUUGUGAUGUCCAUGACCAUAUUCCUGAUGCUUCUAAGUGGCCUGGCCCAUUGGCUCACAACAAAGGAGAUUAAUUUAAGAAGAAAAAAGAAGCACCACGAUACCUGAAAAAGACAACAAUCUCAUAAGUUUCCUUAAGCCAAGAAUGAAUAAAACAAGAGCACUGUUCAUAUGUCUUCAUUCAGAAUCUAAAAGAUUGGACUCAUCUCUGAUACUGUAGUUACAGUACAGUAAUGUGGUUAAUGCACUACAGUGAAUUCAUCUGGUUAAUUCAACAACAGACAAACAUUUAGCUACUAUUUUAGUUUUUUAGUUUUCUUUGAAAACAAAAUAAUAGUUGUACAUAAAACAGCAGUGGCAAAAAUGCAAUAUGCUCUCUAUUUGGUUUUAAUGCUUGUUUGCCCUUUCUCCAAUCAGUUGUAAGGGAGAAAGCCACCUUGACCUUUCAUUGUUAAUCUCACAGUAUUAAGGAGAAUGGAAACCUAAUUUACACCAACAGUGGCAAAGAAUAAGAAUAGUUCUUCCCUGCAACAUUUUGUCACCCAUGAUUCGCAAUAAAUAUGCAGCAUUACUGUGGCUUAUAUGGAACUUAAUUUUUGGCGCAUAGUUACAAAGAAGCAAAAAUUAUAUUAUAAAAUUAUAGUUAUGGGACAUUUGUAUGUUCCUCAGAGCUGUAACUCAGCUUUCUGUUUACAUGGUACCUGAUACACUGUGACUGCAGCCUGGUAAGUUAUUCGAUUUUACAAAAGUCAGAUCUGUAUGGAGGAUCAGUAGAGGUCAUUUUUAUUGUCUAUAAAGUAUAUUGUAAAUUUGUAACAGUUAUCAAGAGUUUUAAUAAUAGGGCAGUGGAGUGGCAUAUUCUAUGAACCUUUAUAUUUUGAUGAUUAAACAAAAGCAUUAUUUUUAUUAUUGAU
Molecule: messenger RNA, 3915 nt
Organism: Hyla sarda
Lineage: Eukaryota; Metazoa; Chordata; Amphibia; Anura; Hylidae
Gene: PIGN
Product: phosphatidylinositol glycan anchor biosynthesis class N
Exons: 30
Coding region: 194-3109 (971 amino acids)
Biological process (GO): GPI anchor biosynthetic process
Cellular component (GO): endoplasmic reticulum membrane
Molecular function (GO): mannose-ethanolamine phosphotransferase activity
Source: RefSeq, a predicted model, not a curated record